Messenger RNA from Nicrophorus vespilloides, 873 nucleotides. It is a transcript of the gene Prosbeta6, whose product is annotated as proteasome subunit beta type-1. The record is from RefSeq and is a predicted model, not a curated record. The transcript is spliced from 2 exons. The coding region runs from base 116 to 823 and encodes 235 amino acids. Gene Ontology annotation, cellular component: proteasome core complex. NCBI's taxonomy places the organism in Eukaryota, Metazoa, Arthropoda, Insecta, Coleoptera, Silphidae.
ACCAAUUUGACAGGGUCUGACAGUUUGGAAACUUGUUUGUCAUCCGGUGAUUUGGUUUUUAUAUAAAGCAGAAGUGUUGUGAUUGUUUUCGAAUUGUAAUAAUAAAGUAGCAGAAAUGGCCAUGAUGAAUGAUUCUCGUCCACACUAUCCGGACUACUCCACGGCUGGAGCCGUACAGCAUUCGUUCAACCCUUACGCCGAUAACGGAGGGAGUGUUGUUGCUAUCGCCGGAGAUGACUUCGCAGUAAUUGGCGCAGACACCCGUCUCAGUACCGGAUUUGCCAUUUACACUAGGAAUCAGAAGAAGCUAUUCAAAUUGACUGACAAGACAAUCCUUGGCUGUGCAGGAUGCUGGUGUGAUACUCUCACACUGACCAGAAUUCUGAACGCGCGUAUGCAAAUGUAUGAGCAGGAGCACAACAAAACCAUGUCCACUACUGCUUGCUCCCAAAUGUUGUCAACAAUGCUAUAUUAUAAGCGUUUCUUCCCAUACUACAUCUCAAAUGUCUUAGUAGGACUUGACACUGAGGGAAAAGGUUGUGUGUACAGCUAUGAUCCAAUUGGCCAUUGCGAGAGGUCCACAUAUAGGGCUGGAGGUUCAGCUGGUGCUCUGUUGCAGCCCCUAUUAGACAAUCAAGUUGGUUUCAAGAACAUGCAAGGUGAUGCAUUUGAGAAGGUUACCAAGGAAAGGGCUAUUGCCAUCUUGAAGGAUGUAUUCAUUUCUGCUGCUGAGAGAGAUAUAUACACAGGUGACAGCAUUGUCAUCAAUCUUAUUACUAAAGAUGGAAUUACAGAAGAGACUUUCCCAUUGAGAAAGGAUUAAUUUAUCUUAAGAAAUACAUUUAACUGGAAUGGAAAAAAUUGUAUUUAAUC